AUGCCCGAGACCAAGGCACGUCCGGCCCGUGCCAACAGCUUCCACCGCAUGCUGGAGCUCGAGAAGCAGUACAUGCUUGAGCGACUUCAGACGAGCAAGCCACCGCUCGACCCGCAGCCCCCGGCCAGCCAUGUCUCCCCGGCCCGCUCCAGCAUCCAAGCUCGCCGCGCCGAGGUGCGCCCGCCGCCGACGUCUGAGACUCGACGGGGACCUCGCCCCUUGGUUAUCAACACGGCUGCCCCCAAGAAAACCGUGCCCACGCCCCGCGAGCCCGUCGUCGACGUCGUCCCUGCAGCUGUCGCCCCUCCCGUCGUCUCUCCCGUCGACAAGCCCAGCCCCAAGGUCGUCGCCUUUGCGUUCCCCCCCAAGGAGAUGGCCAAGGACGCGCCCAAGGAUACGGACCGCCAGUCCAUCUGCGUCUCUCCCAGCUGGGAGUCGCAGAGCCGCCGCCGUGAGGAAAAGAAGAUGAUGGAGAAGAAGAAGCGCGAGGAAAAGGACCGCGAAAAGGAGGAGGCCAAGACGGCCCGCGCCCGGAGGAGCCGGCUUAGCAAGCUGCCGCCGCUGGGCCAUCGCGAGUCCAAGCUGCCGCCCCCGAACCUGGUCGCGACCAAGGAGCCCCUGUCGCUACCCUCGUCCAAGAGCGCGUCGACACUACCGUCGCUGACCUCGCCGAUCCCCUCGUUGAUCCCCGUGUCGAGACCCCAGGAGCCGGACCGCGGACGUAAGGAGCACCGCAACUCGUUUAUCGGCAAGGACGAGCAGCCCAAGAAGACGCGCAGCCGCUCCAGUUCGUUCGCCUCCCUCUUCCGUGCUCCGUUUGAGCGGCGCCGCUCCUCAGUCGACCACACGUCAGAGCCCGAGUUCAUCGGCGGCAUCAAGCUCGAGCUGGAACGCCACCUGGACGGCGAGCGGGCGGCCAUGGUGCAGGCAGGGGCCGAGGAGGGUGACAUCCACCCGGCCCUGCGCGAGAAGCCCGCCCUCAAGUCGCCGCCGCCCGAGGGCAAGGACCCGAGCCGACGACACUACCCGCCCAUCACGCGCCACGGCAAGGCGCAAAAUGCCCGAGCCCUCGUCUCGCCCACCGCCCCGGCCGUGCCCGACGUGCCAAAGGCCGACAAGUGGAGGUUCCGCAUGGGACUCAGGUCCAAGUCCGACCAAGCCUCGACCGCGGUGCAGGAGAGCAAAGACGCAAGACCCAUUACCCCGGCGUCGCAAACCGCCGCCAAGCCAGUCGUGGUGUCGAUACCCGCCGUUCGCCGACUGGAGGAACAAGACUUCAGUAACACUGAUUCCGUCCCCAGCGUCGAGUCGCAUGGGUACCGGACGGCACCGUCGUCCCCCGCGCCUCCUCAACGCAGCCCGAGGCGGUCGCAGCAGAGCUUCUCGUCUGACGGCGAGGGGAAGCCGCCCAAGACGCCAGUCGCAGAGGUCAAGGCCGAGACUCUCUCGACGCUGUCCGUGACACCCAAAGCCAGCGAGCUGUCGCGGCCGGCACCGGACUUGUUGCAGGCCGCGGAGCCGUCAUCAGAACCGGCCCUCGACAAUCAGACGGCGAAGAGGCCAAGCUCGUCGGAGGACUCGUGCUCAGAGGAGUACCACUCGCCGUCGCCGCCUAGCACGCCGGCUACCUCGCGGCCGCAGUCAGAAAGGGGGUUGUCGGCCGACAGGAGCAAGGCACCUGCACAAGGAUCAAACACCGCUACCGAUGAGGACAUUUACGAGAUCCAGGCCGCCGCGGAUAGGGUGCUAGCCGACUUCAACAAGGCGUCGCCCGAUCGCCCCUCGUUUGAGAAGCAGCGCAGCAGCUCGGAGACGAUGGCUGGACCGAAGCCGCAGGCCGCGCGAUCCAGGGAGAGAAGCUCAGUCCCCCCGUCCAACCGGUUGUCGGUCCCCGCACGGAAAGCCAUCGCGGCCCGAGAGCACUCGCAGUCUCCCCGACCCGCUGCGGCGUCCUACCUUCAGGAGGCGCGCAAGCUCGCACCCAUCGCCCCGCCGACGCGGCCGGGGAAGCAGCGCCUCGGACCGCCCGCAUCCUUUAUCCUCCCCGGAGACCUGCCGACGCCGUCGGUACGCUCCGAGGCGUCGCGAUCGUGCGAGACGGUGCUGACGACGACGACGCGGUCUCUGGCGCGGCACUCGACAGCGAGCCUGCUCCCCGGCCUGGACCGGGAGCCGGUGGCCAAGUUCUUUGUCGAGUGCUGCGGCUGCAAGUACUACCACGACAUGCCGAGCAACCUCUAUGAGGCCAUGGCGGACCCCGGGGCGAUGCUGGCGCAGCGCGACACGAUGGGGUACGCGGGUUCCAUCUCCGUGCAGGUCAAGUGCCCGUGGUGCCGGCACGAGAUGAGCACCAAGUGCUGCGCGGGGCUGGCGGCCAUGGUGUACGUGACGGAGCGGCUGCACUAG
Molecule: messenger RNA, 2406 nt
Organism: Purpureocillium lilacinum
Lineage: Eukaryota; Fungi; Ascomycota; Sordariomycetes; Hypocreales; Ophiocordycipitaceae
Source: RefSeq, a predicted model, not a curated record